AACAACCUUGUUUUGCCGUCAUUGUCAGGACCGAUAUUCAUUGCCUUUGAGCUCCAUUGUGGAUCAUGGCGUAUACGUGUACUCCACUGGCGCCACAAUGCAUCACGUAAGUUAUACUAAUAUUAUUGACAUACACUAGUACCAUCGACAUUACACCUGUUCCCGAAUUUAAAAGGAAUUAGUUGCAUUCUGUGCCGAUCUACGGGAAGUGCAUUUGGAAUAUUCUCCCACCAUGGAGGACAAGCAUACAACGCCCUAUCAGCUGGCGCUCGAGGACUCUGUCGCCUCCAAGUCUCACAGUAAGAUCCCCCUCAUUUUGCUGGGGAUCUUCGCCGCUGCCACCAUCGUCCUAACGGUCACCACAAUUGUUUUCGUGCUACAAAAGAACGACAUUGCCGCCGAACUGGACAAACUGAAGGCGAAUAAACCACCGGUGCUCGUGGAUCUGGAUCGGGCGGUCUGCACGACGAAGCAAUGCUAUGACUCCGCGUAUGAAUACCUGAGUAAUAUGAAUCAGAGCGUGAAUCCCUGCGAUAACUUCUACGAGUACGGCUGCGGUGGCUGGGUCCAGCGCUACGCCGCGCGGAACAUGACUGGCUCCUAUACAAAUAUCUUGACUGUCCUGGGAGACGAAUUGACAGACAAGUUGAAAGUUAUAUUUGAACGGAGUCCCGUUGCCGGCGAACCCUCGUCGUAUCACAUCGUAAGGAACGACUACCAGUCUUGCGUAGACAUAAACACCAUCAACGCGUUGGGAGCCAAACCUCUGACGGACGUGCUGACUUCGCUGGGCGGCUGGCCGGUGCUGGGGUCUAUCCCUGCCGGCGGUAACUGGAACGCCACCGAAUUCGACUUCGAGAAACUCUGGGCCGCCAUCAGGGGCACAUACGACGUGAAUUUGAUUGUGGCCACGAGCACAUAUCCCGAUCCCAACAACACUGCCAAAUACAAGUUGGAUGCGUUCCUUCCUGAGUUUGUGGUCCCGUCGGUCGACAUCGACAGGACGCUGAGCCAGGAUGUGAGGGCCCUGAUUGACGAGCGAGAAGAUUCUAGGAGCUUGGCGGUGAGAAUUCUUUUGGACGAGAACUAUUCGAAGGAGAGAAAAGCAUACCUCCAGUACAUGAUCGACAUUGCCGUGGCUCUUGGAGCAAACGAGACAGUAGCGAAGGAGGAUAUGACGAAACUCAUCGAGUUCGAGUCGCAUAUGGCUAACUUGACUGUGUUACAUCCGGACGAUGGAAUUAAGUACGUUGAAUACACCUUCAAGCAAAUUGGAAUGGGUGUGAUCAACUGGACGCGUUUCUAUCAACUAAUGUUGCCGGCAAGUGUCAACCCAGGAGUUACAGACGACGAGCCCAUCGUCAACUACAGGCCGGACUACAUUGGCAACGUCACCUUGUGGCUCAGAGACCAAGACGACAGGGUCAAGGCCAACUACAUGAUCUGGCGUCUGGUGAGUGAGCUGGUCCCCUUCAUGAGCGAGACAUUCCUAGCCAUCGAGCAAAAGUACCAAGAGGUAGCGGACGGCACGUCGGCUGCCACGCCUCGCUGGAAGACAUGCGCCAAGAACGCCAAUAAGAUAUACAAGUAUAUCAGCGGUAGAAUGUACGUGGAAGACCACUUCCCUGAGGAUGCUAAACAGAAGACGCUUGAAUUGGUUCGCAAUUUGCAGACUGCUUUCAAGUCCAUGCUGAAAACAAAUGACUGGAUGCAGGAGGCAGACAAGGCGGUGGCUAUUGAAAAGGCAGAUGCUAUGGACAUCGCAAUUGGUUACCCAGAAUGGAUCAAAGACAACGCCAAGCUAGAUGCGAAGUAUGCCGAUGUGACUGCCAAGGACGAUGAGUAUUUACAGAAUAACGUGAGAUACCGCGAGUGGACAUCCCAGGGUGAAAUGGCGCUCUUGCGUCAAGACGUGAACAAAAAUGAAUCACUGUGGGCUACCCGUGGGCCGGCCGUCGUCAACGCUUUCCAUUCUCCGUACGUUAAUGGAAUAUGCUUCCCCGCGGGCAUUCUUCAACCGCCUUUCUACCACAAGGAUCUCCCCUGGUACUCCAAUUAUGGUGGAAUCGGUGUCGUCAUUGGGCACGAGAUAACCCACGGUUUUGACAACAGGGGGAGACGGUUCGACAAAGACGGCAACAAUAAAGUCUGGUGGAGUCAAGAGUCCAUCGACAAUUUCGUGGAGAAGAAGCAGUGUAUCAUCGACCAGUACUCCGAAUUCGUCAUGCCGCAAAACAACAGGAAGCUGAACGGAGAUAGGACGCAGGCUGAAAACAUUGCUGACAACGGAGGCCUGAGAGAGUCCUACAAGGCCUACAUGGACAACAUACCCGAGCAACCUCGUCUCCCCGGCAUUGACUUCACCGAAGAGCAGAUGUUCUUCCUGUCAUAUGCCCAGCUUUGGUGCCAGGCGUUGACACUGAAGGGCGUAGAUGAGUACGUGGACAAGUGGAAGCACAGUCCCGGCAGAUACAGAACCAUCGGUCCGCUGCAGAACAACGAGGCGUUCAACGCUGCGUUCAACUGUCCGGCUGGAAGCUACAUGAACCCGGAAGUCAAAUGCAAAGUCUGGUAGCCUAUUACUUCCUCCAAGAAUAGACCUUUUGUGAAGCAGCCAUCUUAAAGGGCUUAUUUGUUGUUUUAAUUCAGUAACAAUGAAUUCACAAAAGGGUCAGGCAAGAUUACCAUAUGCGAAGU
Molecule: messenger RNA, 2697 nt
Organism: Patiria miniata (bat star)
Lineage: Eukaryota; Metazoa; Echinodermata; Asteroidea; Valvatida; Asterinidae
Product: endothelin-converting enzyme homolog
Exons: 22
Coding region: 233-2575 (780 amino acids)
Biological process (GO): protein processing
Cellular component (GO): plasma membrane
Molecular function (GO): metalloendopeptidase activity
Source: RefSeq, a predicted model, not a curated record